AUAUGUCUGUGUGUGCGCGCGUGCACGGGUUGGACGUGCGUAAGCGCGAGGAGCGCGUGAGGAAAGUUGUCGUGUUGAACGUACAGCAGCGCGUUUGGUCCCAACAGCAAACAAAGGCAGGAAAGCGUGAGAUAAAGAGGGAUAAAUAGGAAAGAAAGGCGGAGAAAGUUUAGGUUAAAAGCGUCUGUCUUCACUCCACACGCGCAGUGGAGGUCAGCAGCGCACGCGGGCACCGCGAGGACAGCGUGUCUGAUCAUAACCGCCAGCCGGAGCUUCUGGGUCCAGUCAGCUCUGAAAGACGUUCAACAUGCAGGACAUCGAGAACUACACCAGCUUACAGGAGUUCACAGAGGACGUCUCCGCCAGGGGGAACAAGCCCAUCCUCUACCCACCGCAGGGCAGGCAAGGUGUAGUUAAAGGAGCAGAGUGUUUGAGGGGUCAGGUGGCUGUUGUCCUGUUGGUGGCUCUGCUGGCGUCUCUCUGUGCGAACAUAGUGCUCGGUGUUCUCUUGACCAACAGCAGAUCCAGCGGUUCCACCAUCGUGGAGAACUCAGCUGGCUCAGUGUCAGAAUCGGCCUCUCUCUCGCUGAAACUGACCGCCCUUGAGGAGCGCUUCUCUCGCCUCUGCUCCGACUACACCACCCUGGGACAAACGUGUUCCGCAUCAGUGAGGACGUGCAGGCCGUGUCCAGAGGGCUGGACGCAUCUAGACGGGAAAUGCUACUACUUCAGUGAAGAUAAACUGGACUGGAAGAACAGUAAAGACAGCUGUGCGUCUAUGGGCAGCCAUUUAACAAUCCUCCACACCCACCAGCAGCAUGAUAAUCUGGAGAAAAUAGCCCGCAGUAUCGGUGGGUUUGACUAUCAUUUCUGGAUCGGCCUGUCAGACUCUGAAGAAGAAGGAGUGUGGAAAUGGGUGGACAACACACUGGUCAACAAAACGUAUUGGAAUGAAUGGAACCAAGAGCCCAAUAAUCACGAGUCUGGAGGACUUCAUGGUGAAGACUGUGCCGUGCUGGAGUACCACACUAAAAGCUGGCACGACGUGCCCUGCGACUUCCUUUACAAACGCAUCUGUGAGAUGGACGCUAUUACUGUAGACUGAAUCGCUGCACUGUAAUGUAGAUAGAAACUCUGGGUGUAAACAGCUACACGUUUAAAAACUAAACGCCAGAAAAAAUGAAAUGAAUUCAGAUAUCGAUACAAGUUGACUUUGCUAAUGAACAGCUGGCUAUUCCGAAUGUGGAGAGUAAUCUAAAUAGGCCUAUAGCUCACAGUUUGUCAUACAGAGCUCUGAACACCACCUCAGUGAAGACCUGGAUAUGGUUUGAGAGACGUUUUUUUAGUGUAUAUUUACAGAUCGGUUUAGGUGGCUAUUGAUUUGCACUGUUAGCUUUGUUAGUCUCGCUGGAGUUCUUAAGUAAAGCAGCACAAUUCGGAUCCCAGCGGUAUCUCGGCCAAUCGAGUACAUAUGGUGUAAGGGUCUUGGUUUUAGUAAUAACUAGAAGGUAUGACCAGAGAACUUGUAGAGAUUAGAAUUACCACUCUAUAAUGUCUUUGGGUUUCUUCAACACUAGAGGGCGCUCCUGAGCAAGUCCAAAAUGAAUAGGAUAAUAAGCCGCAUCUGAGCAGAGCAGAAUAAAACAUUUUAAAACCGCUGUAAUAUUUUUAAGAGCUUUUAAAUAGGAGCUUAAAACGGCGCCUCAUGCAAGUUCAAGUGAAGUCAGUCAAUGAGCUGCUCUGCUCACUAAACAAUCAGCACUCCUUAGCACUAAUGUUAGCAUCCUGCUGCUGUAGAAAAAAAGAAACAUGUUCUGGGUAAGUGAUUAGAAACUAUUUUAACUUUAAGUUUUUAGGCGUUUAGCUCCCAUUCAUUGAGGAAUCGCCCACGGGUGCCCUCUGGCGUCCAGUGUCAUGUUUUUGAUAUAACGGGGGAAAUAAGAAGCGGCCAGGCUCUUCAUAAGGCUCUGCUAUGACAUUUGAUGGCCAAUCAGUUAUUUCAGAAAUUCACUUCAUUACCAGAGACUACAAAACUCGCUUCACAGUCUACAUGUGAAGACCCCUGGUAGGUUAUCUGCAGCACAGAGUUGUUCAUUUUCAUCACACAGGAACAGGAAAGGAAAGCCGAGAGUUUCUUUGAGAAAUAACGAAACACAGCAUGAAACGCAGAUUCGUGUUCAAUUGUCCUCUCACUAAUUUUCACUACUGAUUGAGGCUAUUUUUAUCGAGCUAUUACAUUCCUUAGCAGUCAUAAGCUGUAAUCUUACCUUAGUUUUUUUUUAAUUGGGGUUUCUUUCCCUUCAGAUUUUUGAUUGUUGAAAAAAUUAAACGUGUAGAAAAAAAAUGCUGAUUUUUCACAUCCUUAAUAGAAACCACUGUAAAAUAAAUUUUGAUGUUCUGAUGACUUUUAUAACUUUUAAAUGUUUUGAAUGUUUUGUACCUUUUUUGUACUCUUUUUCCACAAAUAAAGCAAAUGGAAGAUCUGCCAGGCUGGGCUGAGUUUAA
Molecule: messenger RNA, 2505 nt
Organism: Pygocentrus nattereri (red-bellied piranha)
Lineage: Eukaryota; Metazoa; Chordata; Actinopteri; Characiformes; Serrasalmidae
Gene: cldc1
Exons: 6
Coding region: 308-1105 (265 amino acids)
Source: RefSeq, a predicted model, not a curated record